Messenger RNA from Phyllopteryx taeniolatus (common seadragon), 3308 nucleotides. RefSeq names its product coiled-coil domain containing 177 (gene ccdc177). The coding region runs from base 542 to 2878 and encodes 778 amino acids. The transcript is spliced from 3 exons. The record is from RefSeq and is a predicted model, not a curated record. NCBI's taxonomy places the organism in Eukaryota, Metazoa, Chordata, Actinopteri, Syngnathiformes, Syngnathidae.
AAAUAGGCUCUACUUGGAUAAAUUAUUCUCAUUUUAGCGAGAAUAGAAAAAAAGGAGCGAAUAUUCCAGAAGGGGCUCUGAUUUUAGAGGAAGAAUCUCGCCCUCGCCCAUAUUGCUCGCUGCAUGUUCAAAGCAUGCAGCAGGCGCGCAGUCAUUGGUCCAUAUUGCUGUCACUAUUGUGAGCAGAUUGAGCUGAGAGCAGGCGGGGCCACCACGGAGGCUGAGGCGGAUGCUCCAGCACCAGCGACGAUUUUGGACAUCAUCGUAGGAGAAAAAAAUAAUAAUAAUAAUCAAUACAAAGGAGGCAUUUUGGUGCACUCAUUUUGGCAUUAAGUGGAACCAUCAACUAGCGAGCCGACCCGAUCCGCCGGGAGCUGUGCGUCCGGGUGUCGGGAUGCUGAGGCGGCGUGACGCUCCGCGGUCGGCAAGAGGAGAGCCGACCGCCAGCUGAUGUUAUUAUGCGGGGAAAGAGGCCCGCUGGACCGAUCCAAGAGGAACAAAGCACCGCUUCAAGCGACGUCUUGCACACUGGCAGCCGACAAUGGUGGACCCCUCCGAGGCUGAGGAGCAGACCACCGAGUCCAUCAAGCAAGCGGGCGCCUCCGCCGCGUCGCCCGGAGACCAAUGCUUGCCAGACCAGGCGGAUGGCGCCACCGCAGAGGAGGAAGGCGACGGCGGAGACUUCCAGACGCCGCCCACCGGCAGCUCUGAGCCGAGCCCCUGCCACACCGCGUCUCCGGCGGCCCCAUCACCAACACCGCUGCCUCCGGAACCUGACGGCGAUACGUCACCCAAGCUGCACCUGGAUUUGUACAACUUCGACUCCCCGGCGGCCGAGGGCAGCCGUUACGUGUUGACGAGCCCGCGUUCGCUGGAGGCUUGCGCCCGCUGCGGCGUCAAACCCGUGGAGCUGCUGUCCCGCCCGCUUUCCGACUUCGCCCGCGAGGCGCCCGGUCGCUCCAUGCGGGUGGCGACCGGUCUGUUCGAGGUCUACGAGCGGGAUCGUCAUGCCAAGCUGCGCCACUGCCGGGAGGAGCGGGAGAGGAUCGUCAGGGAGGAGAAGCGGCGGGUGAUGCAAGCGGCGGUCAACAGUUGCGGUUCGGUGUUGGAGCAGCACGAAGUCACCACUCAGCCUCCGAAACAAGAGACCUGCAGCCCAGCUUCAGAUUCAGUUUCAGCUUCUAAACCGGGACCCUCUCUCCAGUCUAAACCCACCAAAGUUGGUUCCACAGGUCCCAAGCAGUCCUCUGGCAAAACCCCACGGCCGGCGUCAGGUGGUCCUCCACCGGUAGUCCGUAAGUCUUCUGGGGGUAAGCCCUGCAACACAUUCCCCAGACCAACGCCGAAAGCCCCCAUCUUCAUCAGAGCCAAGUCAACGUUGACGCCAUCUGUGUCGAAACCGCUGAACGGCGUCGCAGGGGGUUUGUUUUCGCAGCACAACGGACACUUUCACCCCAAGGUGCGAGCGAAAAGCCACUCCAUGGAGUCCCUGCAGAGGAGGACGGAGCCUGUCUGUUCCUCCACCUCCAACACCACCACCUGCACCUCCUCAGAGUCCGGAGCCUCGUCAUACAGCUGGGAUGGGCCGCGGGACCGCUGGGCCAAAGGGUCCAGCCCCCGUGCUCGGACCCUGGCCGCGUUCAACUCCCUGAUGGGCCGCAGCCUCAGCCUGGGGGACCUGAGCCACUCGCCGCAAACCACGCAGAAGGUGGAGCGCAUCGUGAAGGAGGUGAAGCGGCGAGGCCUGAACGCCGUGUCGGAGCGUGACCGCAAGAUCGCAGCGCUGAUGCUGGCCCGGUACCAGGAGGAGGACAUCAUGAGCCACACCCGCUACGUAGCCCACCUGCAGUGGGACAGCGAGCGGAGGAUGGAGGAGCUCCGGCGGGAGCACGAUGAGCGCAACAAGCAACGGGCGGUGCAGGAGGGCCAAAGGCUGUGGCAGAUGCAGGUGUCCACGCGGCAGCAGCGGCUCAGCCGGGAGGAGCGCCGGUCGUCCGCCGCCAAGAUGCGACAAGCAGAGGAAAGCGAAAAGCAGUGGCGCGAGCUGGCGGAGCGGCAGGAGCGCCACCGCCUGCACAGGCUGCAGCAGGCGGCGCGUGAGGAGAAGCACAAGAAGUCUCUGCAGGAGCAGAACCUCAAGGCCCUAGAGGAGGAACGGGCGGCCGUGUUGGAGCAGGAGCGCCUGCUACUGAAGGAGAAGCUCACCAUGGCCGAGCUCAAGCGGCAGGAGAGGGAGCACCAGUCCCAGGAGGAGCGGCGGGGCCUGAACAAGGCAGAGCGGCGGCGCCACGCCGCCCUCAUCCAGGAGAUCACCCGCCGCGAGCAGGAGGAGUGCGAGGAAGCCAAGCGGGCGGCGCACGAGAAGCUCAGCCGAUCCCUGGAGAAUUACGAGCACAUCGUGGAGCGACGAGGCCAGGAGCUGCGGGAGAAGGCCAAGCGCGAGGAGGAGCAGAUCCUGCGAACCCGCCGGGCCGCCGAGACCCGGGAGCGGCAUCAGCAGAGGCAGCUGGAGGCCCGCGCCCGCGAGGUGGAUAAGCGGGCCCGGCAGGCGGCGCUGGUGGCCGAGGAGCGCGCCAAGGAGAAGGCCCAGCGCGCCGUGGAGAGCCGGCGGGAGAAGGAGCGGUUGCAGCGCCUCAACCGGCAACGCGUGGAGGAAGAGGAGCGGCAGCGGCGGCACGAGCUGCUGCGCUCCAUCGAGCGCAAGCUGGAGAAGAGCGAGCAGAUCUUCAAGGAGAAGCGCGCCGUGCUGGAGAGCGCUCGCUCGGUGGCACGCGCGUCCUUCCACGUGCGAGACAAAGUGCGCGAGGAAACCAACGGGCGCACCUUCGACAAGAUGGCACUGGAGGCUCAGCUCAAAGCCGGCCUGGAUGACAAAUAGGACCAGUUCUCGAAAGCUUUAACUCUCUCUCUCACCGCUCAAAAAAAACUUGUUUUUAUCCUUACGUAUCAUCAGCAACUACGGCCAUCCCUCUUUUGUGCCGCCAUCUCCAUGACAACCAAACAGACUCCUAAAGGAGAACCCCCACAGGCAGCAGGGCAGCAUUAAAGGACAGACCAAAUAAAAGAGAAAUUCUUCCGGAAAAAGACGCUCCAGGCCAGAUGAUGACUCACUAGAUGUCCUCAUCAUUCCCUCGUAUGCUCCGCCGGCCGCGCAUCAGCUAAGGGCUAAAGCCCCAUGAGAUGAUGAACCCAUUCGUCACGGGGAAAUGAAGAACUGUCAUCAAACUGCACAAACGCAAAUGAAACACGUUGAAACAUUUUUUUUUUGGGGCGGGGGGGGUGUGCAAGGAUCAAAGACAACUUUAUUA